Ochotona curzoniae (black-lipped pika) is the source of this 1813-nucleotide messenger RNA. RefSeq names its product tetratricopeptide repeat domain 29 (gene TTC29). The record is from RefSeq and is a predicted model, not a curated record. Gene Ontology annotation, molecular function: protein binding. The coding region runs from base 1 to 1422 and encodes 473 amino acids. Lineage: Eukaryota; Metazoa; Chordata; Mammalia; Lagomorpha; Ochotonidae. The transcript has 11 exons.
AUGACCACCCUGCCCCCACUACCCAUGACACACCCGAAGCUUGUGGCCUUGGCCAGACAGAAGCUGCCUUGCUCCCACGGAACCAUUCCCAGGUCUCAACUGAUCAAAGAGAAAGAUGACAUAGAUCAUUAUCUGGAGGUGAAUUUCAAAGGAUUGUCAAAAGAGGAGGUUGCUGCUCACAGGAACUCGUACAGGAAGAACAUCUGUGUGGAUAUGCUGCGGAACGGUUACCACAAAUCCUUCACUGAGCUCUUCAGUCUCAUGGAGCAGUGGGAUGCCCUGAGGGAGACAGCGAGAGUGAGGUCCCUUAUCUGGCAACAGAAGCCCUUGGAGGAGCAGCCGGAUAAACUGGACUGCUUUUACUACUACCUGACCAGGGCUGAGGCUGCAGAGAGGAAAGAAUACUUUGAAGAUGUAUACAACAAUUUGUAUGCUCUGGCCUGUUACUUCAAUAAUUCUGAGGACAAGUGGGUGAGGAACCACUUCUAUGAACGAUGUUUUAAGAUUGCCCAGCUGAUCAAAGUUGAUGGUGGGAAGAAGGAAGCCGAGGCAUAUGCACACAUGGGUCUUCUCCACGAGGAAGAUGGUCAGCUUCUGGAAGCUGCAGAAUAUUAUGAGACCUUCCAUCAACUGACGCAGGGGCGGAUAUGGAAGGAUGAGACGGGCCAUGUUCUCAACUUGUUGGCCUGUGAGAGUCUCCUGAGGACCUACAGAUUACUCUCAGACAAAAUGCUGGAAAAUAAAGAAUACAAACAGGCCAUCAAAAUUCUAAUAAAAGCUACUGAAAUAGCCAAAGAAGGAAAUGACAGAAAGAUGGAAGGAGAAGCUUCCUAUUACUUGGGAUUGGCAUACUUAGCUGCUGCAGAAUAUGAGACAGCAUUAACAGUCCUUAAUACAUGCUGUAGAAUCUCCUCAGACCUGGACGACGAUCUCAGCCUGGGGAGAGCUUACGAAGCCAUAGCCAAGGUCCUGCGGAGCCAAGGAGAUACAACAGAAGCAAUUAAAUACCUGAAAAAGUGUUUGAAAAUUUCAAAAAGCAUUUCUCAAAACCUAGAUAUUGUGAGAGAAAGUACAAUGCUUGGAGACAUCUAUAACGAAAAAGGAGACUACAGCAAGGCUUCUAAAUCAUUCCAGCAAGCUUUUGAUACAACUGUAGAGCUAAUGAAUGUGUCCCUGAUGGAUGAGACCAAAGUUCAUUAUGGAAUAGCAAAAGUGGAUCAGAUGAUGCUGGCCAUGAGCAGUUAUAUAGAAUCUGCAGAUCUCAACAGCCUCGAUGCCCUGCUGUCUUGGAAGGAGAGCAGAAGUGACAUUGAACUUGAUGUGGUUGCUGGAGAGUCUGGAAGAUCCACAGAUGCAAGUGAAAUUCAAAAUCCAGAAUAUUUGGAAGAAUUUAGCAGGUUUCUAGAUAAUGGAAAAGAUUGAAAUGUAAAUGAAGCAACUUUUGACUCAACAUCAAAGCAAGAAACUUAUCAUGCCAUCCUUCACUCUGAUCCCUGUAAUAGGAAUGUGUCACAAAUAACAUAGCUACAAUAAAAUUGACUUGCUUUACAGUUUGCUAAAAAUGUAGACUAAAAUAUCAAAGUGUCUGAAAACGCAAUCAACUCUGCAUUCAUUGUCCAAAAUCACCCUUAAAGUAAACUACACGUUUUUCCUAUUCAGAAUUCCACAAGAAAUAAUAAUGUCAUCAAGUCAAGAUUCAAUUAUUUCUAGUGAGGAAAACAAUUACAAACUUAAGGAAAUCUCCGAUGUUGAAUAAAUAGAGGGUAAUAUAUUGUAAAACUUCAGAGAAAGCAUUGCAGCAUAGAUGAAAAGG